GGUCUUGGUCUCAACAAUAGCCCCUCUGAGAUUUCCCAUGAGCCUCCGCGCUUCAUGCCGCUGUGAGCGUGUCUGAAUCAACACUGAUGUUGUUUGUAAAUAAUCCGAGAUUUUAAAAGAUGUCUGAGCUGUUUAUGGAGUGUGAAGAGGAGGAGUUGGAGCCAUGGCAGAAGACAGUCCCAGAAAUCAAUCUGAUAGAUCUCGAUGACGAUGACGAUGAUGAUGAACCAAUAUUUGUCGGUGAAAUCUGUAGCUCCAAGCCUGCGGCCAACACAAGACAAGGUGCUGUUAACCAACAGAACCAGCGAAAUGUCCCGGUUCAAAAACCUUCAACGUUGGCAUCAUCACAAAAGCCUCCGCAAGCUCCGCCGAACCCCGCUAGGGUGGCUACAGGUCCUACUAUCAUGGUCAGAGGUGCUGCCCCGUCAGGAGGAAAUCCUAUCCUCAUCCCUAUCAAUGCAACUCUAGGACCUCAAACGGCCCCUCAACCCAUCAUUAUUAACAAUCAGGGUUACAUUGUGGCAUCACCACAGAACCUCAACAGCAGCACCUCUUUCAUCAGCUCUUUGGGGUCACAGUAUCCACCAGGAACCACUCUCACAGUUGUGCCAGCAGCAGGUCAGCAGAUAUUGUCGCAAGUCGCUGUCACACCAAAGCCGGGGGUCAUUCAUAGGCCUCAAGUGCAGCAUAUCCAGGACAAUGUGGUGACCUUGUCCAAUGUACAAGCCCCAGCUAACCUUUCUUCUCAGUCCCACACUACUUUAGGAUCUCAAAACACAACAGGCAUCAUAUCAGCAACACUAGCUAAACAAAAAAAUGUAUCCCUGCAGACUAUGAACAGCAAAGAUAAUGGCACAAUGAUAAAUGACACAAACAACGGUGGGUCCAAAGGAGGUAAGCUUGACAUGGCUGGAGAAAAUGAUUUCCCCUUCAAAAAGAAAUGUCCCAGGUGUCCGAAUGUGUUUGGCUUUCAGCCUUUAAAAAAUCAUAUGAAGCUGUGCUGCCCUGAGUUAUUAGACUCUGUGUUCCCCUCAACAUCGAAGCCUGACAAACAAGCCAGUGCACCGAAAGUCUAUGAGUCUGACAAAGGCAAACUCAUCAUGCUGGUUUCAGACUUCUACUACGGGAAAUGUGAAGGGGAUCCAUCUCUGAUUCUCAAAUUCAAGUCCAACACCACCUUCAAGUGCAACAGCUGUUUAAAAAUGCUCAAGAACAAUAUCAGGUUCAUGAACCACAUGAAACAUCACCUCGAGUUGGAGAAGCAGAACAGCGAGAGCUGGGAGAGUCACACUACAUGUCAGCAUUGUUACCGACAGUAUUCAACUCCUUUUCAACUGCAGUGUCACAUAGAGAGCGCCCACAGUCCCUUCGAGUCCACCACCAACUGUAAAAUAUGUGAAUUGGCUUUUGAGACGGAGCAAGUGCUUCUGGAGCACAUGAGGGACAAUCACAAACCUGGAGAGAUGCCCUAUGCCUGUCAGGUUUGCAACUACAGGUCCUCCUUCUUUUCUGAUGUGGAUAACCAUUUCCGCACAGUUCAUGAAAACACUAAAGACCUGCUUUGUCCCUUUUGCCUGAAAGUCCUUCGCAGUGGCCAUAUGUACAUGCAACACUACAUGAGACAUCAAAAAAAAGGGAUUCAAAGAUGUGGAAAGUGCCGACUAAAUUUCCUCACCUAUAAGGAAAAAGUGGAACACAAGACACACUUCCAUCGAACCUAUAGGAAGCCUAGAAAACUUGAAGGACUGCCUCCAGGAACCAAGGUGACGAUUCGGGCCUCGGUUUCUGGUGCGCCAAUGGGUUCUGAAACUUCAAGCAAAGCCUACAUCGUACCCACAAGUCCUGAAACGACCAAACAACCUGUUAGAAUAGUAGCAAACACAACCAAACCAAACGUAAAUGGAGGAAAGGCAAAGACCACAAACCAAUUCAGCUGGAACCGAAGCAACCAAAAUAAUGAGCUUAAAAGUUUGAAACUUCCAAGUGGAGGAAAUAGGUGUGUUGAGUGUCUCUCAGAGGUUAUGGACCCUUAUGUUCAUUAUCCUUUAUUGCUGAGAUGCAAUAUAUGCAAGUUCAGAUCGAGUUGCCAGAAAGCCUUCAGACAGCAUAUGUUCAGGUUUCACAACAAUUCUUCUAAAGUACGGUUUGGGAAGGUGAGGAAGGCUCCACGUGGAUUGCGGAGUCUAACGCUGGUGUGUCUCAAGUGUGACUUUCUGGCAGACGCCUCUGGCGCUGACCAGAUGACCGAACAUUUGCUCAACAGGCCGAACCAUUCCUGCCAGGUCAUCAUGGAGCCAGUUUCCAAUGGAGGAUCAGAAAUGAACAGGUCAAUGGAGACCCACGCUAACUCCAAACAACUCCUCCUCAUUAAACCUGAUACUGAGGCUAGAGAUGAAACCGAACCCAUUCAGAUCAGUGAUGUACAAGCUAUACCAAACAAGGAAAACAUAAAGGAGGAUGGGUCAGAGGUUCUUGGAGCUGACAAAUGUGACCCAGACGAGGUGAAGGAUGACACAGUGGAGGCUGCAACCAAUGAUGUGUCAGUAGAGGAAUCACCCAAGAGCCUUCCCUCUCACUCACCCGUCAGCCCCCUUUCUGCCCUCACAGAUGAAGGUGGCGUAACUCCCUCGGAUUUUCUUUGUAAAACUGAUGGAAUAGAGUCUAUGAACACUGACUCGCAACUGGAACCUCUCACUCCAUCCAAGGUCCUUGAGGAUGACGCCACUGAGAACUCCCAAGUGGAGAUGGAUGGUUAACUGCAACCCGGAACAAACAGAACCGAGGAUCUCUUAAAGCAUCGCAAGACUCUAGAGGCAGCAGAGUUUCUUGCUGACUCAUUCUCCCUCCUUUUUAAAAAAAAAAAAAACAAGCAUUAAUAGGAGCUCUUUUUCUGACUCCAAAAUGAAAUGAAAGCAUACUGUGCUAAAACAUGACUUUGAAAUCUUAUACUAUAUGAGUACAUUAUUUCUGUACUUAUGUAAGGUUUGUAAAGAAGCACCCUCUAGAUUGAAAUUGGGUUGCAAAGGCAGCAAUGUGAAUGUUCUUCGAUACUUAUGAUUGUUUUGAAGUCCGUCUGUCCACAUUUGUGGUGUCUGUUUGGACUCUACUGAUGAUCACAAAGCAGAGACAUAACAGUAUCCGACUUGGAGCUUAUUCCCACAUCUGCCUUUUCGAGUGGUGGUUUUCAUAGGAUAAAGAACAAGUACAACGGUUUCUCAGUAUACUGUAUUUAGGAAUGAUAAAAUGCGUCCUGAUAUUUUUUUUUUUUUUUAGAUUGUGUUUAAUGUAUUGUUAUAUGUACUUUAUCUGGAUAGGACCCUGCAUUGGGAAUCAUUUCUCAUAAUCAGACUGAAAGCAUUGUAGAAAUCUCAUUAAUUUGUCUUAAUCAGUAAUAAACUUUUAUAACAUA
Onychostoma macrolepis is the source of this 3409-nucleotide messenger RNA. It is a transcript of the gene znf280d, whose product is annotated as zinc finger protein 280D. NCBI's taxonomy places the organism in Eukaryota, Metazoa, Chordata, Actinopteri, Cypriniformes, Cyprinidae. The coding region runs from base 120 to 2756 and encodes 878 amino acids. Gene Ontology annotation, molecular function: RNA polymerase II cis-regulatory region sequence-specific DNA binding; DNA-binding transcription factor activity, RNA polymerase II-specific. The record is from RefSeq and is a predicted model, not a curated record. The transcript is spliced from 18 exons. Gene Ontology annotation, biological process: regulation of DNA-templated transcription.